AACGCUGGCCGCGGAGCUCCCUCCUCCCUGCCCUGCUCCUGCCAGCGCUCUCCCUCUGCCCUGCAGCUGCUGGCAGGGCCCCGGACCCGGGGACCGGCGGGGCAGACAGUGCUCAGCAGCAGCAGCCGGAGCCGCCCUGGGGACCCCGCCGCUGUGCCGCAAUGACAGCCAGGCAGCCGGCGGGAGCGUGAAAGCCGCCCGGCUCAAGAUGAACGCCUCCUCGGCGGCUGGCAACCAGAGCGGCCGGCCCUUCUGCCUGCUGGCCCUGGGCUACGCGGAGACGGUGAACGUCUGCCUCCUGGAAGCGAUCGUCAUCGUCUUCCUCACGGCUCUGAUCAUUUCGGGCAACGUCGUGGUGAUCUUCGUCUUCCACUGCGCGCCUCUGCUGAACCACCACACCACCAGGUACUUCAUCCAGACCAUGGCCUACGCCGACCUCCUGGUGGGCGUCAGCUGCCUGGUGCCUUCUUUGUCCUUGCUGCACUACCCCAUUGUUCCCUGGGAACCCUUGAUCUGCCAGGUCUUCGGCUACGUGGUGUCCGUGCUCAAGAGCGUGUCCAUGGCCUCUCUGGCUUGCAUUAGCAUAGACAGGUACACGGCCAUCACCAAGCCGCUGACCUACAACACCCUGGUCACUCCCUGGAGGCUCCGCAUCUGCAUCCUGACCAUCUGGCUGUACUCCUGCCUCGUCUUCUUGCCCUCCUUCCAGUGGGGAAAGCCUGGCUAUCACGGGGACGUGUUUCAGUGGUGUGCCAACUUCUGGGAAACGGAUCCCUAUUUCACACUUUUCAUCGUGCUGAUGCUCUACGCCCCAGCCGCUUGCAUCGUCUGCUUCACUUACUUCAACAUCUUCCGCAUCUGCCAGCAGCACACCAAGGAGAUCAACGAGAGACGCGUGCGCUUCAGCCCCCAGGAAGGGGAGGCCGGGGAGGCACAGUCCUGCCCGGAAAAACGCUAUGCCAUGGUCCUCUUCCGCAUCACCAGCGUCUUCUACAUCCUCUGGUUGCCCUACAUCAUUUAUUUCCUGCUGGAGAGCUCUCGCAUCUAUAGGAACCAUGUCGCUUCCUUCUUGACCACUUGGCUUGCCAUUAGCAACAGUUUCUGCAAUUGUGUCAUUUACAGUCUCUCCAACAGCGUCUUUCAGAAGGGGCUCAAACGGCUCUCGGGGGCAGUGUGCGCCUCUUGUGCGAGGCAUAGGUUAACAAAGGACUCCUUUACCUCUCGGGGCAAAAGGCCUUCCAGUGGAUGCCAUGUCUAAGAAGCAUGUCGCUGACUGGGGAAUGCAGGGACAGCCCUGUAAAUGGCAGCAUCCCUCCUGUACCACAGCGUGCAUUUUUAAGAGGUCCAGAUUUGCAAAAA
Gavialis gangeticus (Gharial) is the source of this 1359-nucleotide messenger RNA. RefSeq names its product G protein-coupled receptor 21 (gene GPR21). The transcript has a single exon. The record is from RefSeq and is a predicted model, not a curated record. Lineage: Eukaryota; Metazoa; Chordata; Crocodylia; Gavialidae. Gene Ontology annotation, cellular component: membrane. The coding region runs from base 209 to 1258 and encodes 349 amino acids. Gene Ontology annotation, molecular function: G protein-coupled receptor activity. Gene Ontology annotation, biological process: G protein-coupled receptor signaling pathway.